AUGUUUAUUUUCCGUCGACAAUUAACAACAGCAGGUACAGUCGCUGAUCUAAAUGAAGAAGCACGUGUUAUGCAUCCACGUCAACAUUUAAUUUAUACUUAUCUUGCACAACAAAGAUUUUUUCGUCGAAUUCGAUUUGCAUUGGAAAAAAUCUUUGCACGUCCUCUUGAUUUAUCCUUAUCAACUGAUCGUAAUACAACCAUGUAUGAAUCAGCGAAACCAAUGGCUCUUCUUUAUCAACCAUUGAUAUUAUAUGAUGAUACAUUUAUACUACAAGAAUAUUUCAUACCGAAACCAUUUUUUCGACAAUGGUACGAUCGAUUGAAAUUAAUUAUUCGAGAAAAAUAUAGUCAUGUUUUCCUAUUAAAUUUAACAAUACGUUUUGUGAAAAAAGAUCAAACAACAUUUUUACCAUAUACAAAAGAUGCCGAUUGCUAUGCAUUUGUUUUCUAUUUUCGAAUUAAAUGUAAUGAAAUCGGUGAUCAACAAGUACGUGAAUUACAUCAAAAACUUAUUCAAUUAGCAUUUGAUUGUCAUGGUACAUUCUAUCUACCUUAUCGACAACAUUAUACGUUCGAACAAAUGUUUAAAGCAUAUCCAAUGAUCAAUGAAUUUUUCGAAAAAAAAUUAACAUAUGAUCCGAUCGGACUUUUUUCAAAUGAUUGGUAUGAAAAUUAUCAACAACAAUCUGUCAUAAGUCAAUCAAAAAAUAUCAAUUUAUUACCUAUGGAAAAAGUUGAUUUGAUUACAGAUCAAUUUUCAAUUGUUGAACAACGACGAAUGCAUUCAUUUCGUCAUGUCAUUAUGGAUGAUGUUAUGAGAGAAAAAUUUCGCAAAUUUCUUCAUACUGUAUUCAAUGCAGAGCCGGCUUAUGUAACUUUUAAUUAUGUCAAUCGUGCUGUUCGAAAUUCUGCCAAUCAGAAUGAUCACGAUGUUUAUCGACAUUUACAACAUGCUCUUAGCACAAGACAAUUUGCUUUUAUUCGAGGUCUAUGGGCACUUGUCAAGCAAGUUGUACAAUUACGAAUACAAAUAAAAGAUCUUAUACGACAACAGAUCACAAUCUUCAAACAUCUAGGCUAUUGUGGAAAGAUCAAAAAUAUUGUUAGCAUAGGCGAUGGUGGUCGAUGUAUUCAUGAUUUACGUCAAAUAUUAAAAAUAAACGAUGGUCGAGUAUUCAUUCUCAAUGAUAAACAACGUUUAACGGACAUUAUCGAACGAAAUAGUUUAUUUCAAAUUGGUACUUUUAUUCCAUAUGAUUUCAAAAAUCUCGUCGAUAUACCAAUUCCAAGUGAAUCAAUUGAUCUUGUUGUUUGUUAUAUGGGUUUACAUCAUUUACCACAAGAACAAUUAGAUCUAUUUUUCAAAAUAAUCUAUCGUAUACUUCGUCCAAAUGGUCUUUUCCUUUUUCGAGAACAUCAUGCUCGAAAAGAAUUGAUUCCAUUAUUAGAUGUUGCACAUAUGGUAUUUAAUGUUGUCACUGGUGUUGAUUAUGAAUCAGAAAUAAAUGAAAUUCGAGCAUUUCGAACAAUUGAACAAUGGCGUUCAUGCUUAAGACAUGCCGGUUUCGAAGAUACAUUUGUUUAUGACGAACAAGAAGAUGAUCCAACGGAUGAUAUUAUGAUUGUUUUUCGAAAACCAGAACAAUAUAAAGAAGUAACAAAUAUAGAUUGGAAUGAAAAUUAUCAAAAAAUUAUUGCCAAUCCAGAAUCGAAUUAUUUUCGACCAUGUGAAUGGUUAAUUGUUCGAAUUUGUAUGCAAUUUGGACAAUAUUUAAAUCAUACACCAUUCUAUUAUUUUCCUUUUGUCAAAUUUCUUCUACAUUAUUGGUCAUUGUUUCUUGUUGAAACUAAUUUAUCAAUUACAAAAUAUGGUCUGCAGGCAAUACUUUUUCGAUCACCUGGUUUUCAAAUGAAUGCUUUUAUCGGUAUUUUUAUGACUGUAUCAUUUUUACCUUUAAUAUUUUUUUCGUUCUUCGUAAGAAUUUUUUCACCUCGAACUAUACCCGAAUAUGAACAAUUAGUUCUUGAACAGACCAAAGAAAUUGAUGAAAACAUGUUCAAUUUUCAACAAUCAAUCGAUCAACAUAUUGAUAAUGUGCAAAUUUUGAAAACGAAAGGUUUUUAUGCCAUACGUGUACCAAGACAUCAUAUAUUCACAUCUAUAUUAAAAAAAUUAGCUAUGCAUUCGAGUAAAUUCAAUCUUCAUUAUAUUUCGAAUCAAGAUGGUCAAAUUCAAGUUGAACUUUCAAUCAAUAAUGGUAAUGCACAACGUUUACUAUGGUUAAAACAACAAGCGAGUAUUAAUGUUAUCUAUGAAUAUAAGAAUCCGACCGAUAACAAACAAACAAAUUUGAUUGUUGGUGUCAAAAUUAACGAAUUAUUCUCAUUUAUUCGGAACUGUGCAAAUUUUGAAUUCGAUAAUUCAAUGACAAUUGUUCAAAUUUUUGACUACUUUGAAUAG
Rotaria sp. Silwood2 is the source of this 2463-nucleotide messenger RNA. The record is from the annotation of a GenBank genome assembly. NCBI's taxonomy places the organism in Eukaryota, Metazoa, Rotifera, Eurotatoria, Philodinida, Philodinidae.